Messenger RNA from Galleria mellonella (greater wax moth), 1241 nucleotides. RefSeq lists its product as uncharacterized. The record is from RefSeq and is a predicted model, not a curated record. Lineage: Eukaryota; Metazoa; Arthropoda; Insecta; Lepidoptera; Pyralidae. Bases 58 to 813 code for a protein of 251 amino acids. The transcript is spliced from 2 exons.
AUCGUGUUAUCAAACUGUAACAGGCUUCGAUCCCGUGCACACGUUUCAAAAUUAAAAAUGUAUAGUGUUAUAUACUUGACAUUAGUGACGUCGGCAUUGGCGUUGCCAAGUCCCGAUAUUCGUGACAACAAAGUGGAUACAAUUGAGUCGGCAGCCAGGGCGAUGGGCAAGGAUUGCUCCAGUGGGAUCUUCAGUCCGACCUGUUUGAAAAUCGAAGCCAUAUCCAUGCUGGAGAAACUCAGUGCCAAAGACGAAUUGCGGUUACUCCCUGGAAUAAGUUUAGUGAAGGAGGCCAGAGAGAACGAUAGUAAAUCUGAGGAGUUCGCUGCUGAAUUGGCAAGGUCGCUACCGUCGAAACCUGACGAGAGAUUGGACAAGUACUUAUUAUAUAAGCUUGGAAAUUAUUUGGAGACGCAUACAGUGAAGCUCAGAUUGCUGGAUGAGAGUGCCACUGAAGAAGCUAGAGCGUUGGUUGGAGAUGCAAGAGCUAAGGGUGGCCUUGGAGGUGGGAAGAAGGGUGGCAUGGGAGGACUUUUAGCUAUUGGAAUGUUGUUCAAAGGAACUCUCAUGACGCUGGGUCUUGGAGCACUGGCGUUACUCGCCGGCAAGGCUCUGAUGACGGCGAUGAUGUCGCUCCUGCUGUCCGCCAUCAUUGGUAUCAAGUCCCUCUCCAGUGGUCAUAAGUCAACAACAUACGAGAUCGUAUCAAAACCGAUAUAUAGCCACUCGCAUUCACAUUCGACAGCUCAUGAGGAUGUAGGUGGAUACGGUCAUUCAGGGUACGGAAGAAGCCUAAAUACUAGAAGACGAUAAUUUUAGUUGCUGUUUAAUUAAGUUAUUAAGCAUUUUUCGACUUUACGAUGAAAACGGAUCACCUAUUGGCAAUUUUUUUUGUUAAAAGUUUAAUUUAAUUUAAAAGAACAAAAAUCAACUGUUUUAAGUUAAUUUUUGUUGUUUAUAAUCUAUUUUGUAUUUUUUUUUCAUUGAUUUAUAUUUAUUCUUUAAUUUACAAAAAAAUUGUACAAAUAUUUAAACGUAUUCGACUUUUUAUUUAUUGAUCAAAAAUUCGCAUAUAGGUGGUCAAAUGAAACUGGAUCAUGUUCAUAGACAAGUCUUUAAGAUAUCAUAUUGGUUAUGGUGUAAUAAUGCAAUUAUAUUUGCAUUUUUAUUUUACUCAAACUACCAACGAGUUGUUAGUGACUAUUUAUUGAACCUAUUUAUUUUUAGAUUAAGGUACGCUA